Sabethes cyaneus is the source of this 1906-nucleotide messenger RNA. RefSeq names its product allantoinase. The transcript is spliced from 3 exons. The coding region runs from base 52 to 1485 and encodes 477 amino acids. The record is from RefSeq and is a predicted model, not a curated record. Gene Ontology annotation, cellular component: cytoplasm. NCBI's taxonomy places the organism in Eukaryota, Metazoa, Arthropoda, Insecta, Diptera, Culicidae. Gene Ontology annotation, biological process: allantoin catabolic process; purine nucleobase catabolic process. Gene Ontology annotation, molecular function: allantoinase activity; zinc ion binding; cobalt ion binding.
UUUCAUAUAUUGGCAUACAAGUUUGCAAAGAUUGAUACAAAACGGCAGAAUAUGGACUCCCUAUUCGUUAGUAAUCGUAUUUUCCUCAACUCGGACCGCUAUCCGGACUUAUUCGCCGGUGGAAUCCUGGUGUCAGGUGUGGACGGAAAGGUGGCGCGAAUUUUCGCCCAACCCAACGAUGUGCUGUCCUACCUUCUAAAACAUGAUGCGGAGGUUUAUGACUUUGGCGAUCUGGUGCUGAUGCCGGGACUAAUCGAUUCCCACGUGCACAUCAAUGAGCCAGGUCGCACUGAAUGGGAAGGUUUCUAUACGGCAACCAAAGCAGCUGCAGCUGGAGGUUUCACCACGAUUUGUGAUAUGCCGCUGAAUUCAAUUCCACCGACGACGACAAUGGCGAACCUUCGAACGAAAAUCAAUGCCGCAAGGGGAAAAAUUUUCGUCGACGUCGCAUUCUGGGGAGGCGUAGUUCCCGGUAAUACUGACGAAUUGCAGGAAAUGAUCUAUGCCGGAGUGGUCGGUUUCAAAUGCUUUCUCUGUCCCAGUGGCGUGGAAGAAUUUGGACAUGUUGGAGAGGAGGACGUGCAUAUGGCGCUGCAAAAAAUGGAAGGAACCAGUUCUGUACUAGCCUUUCACGCCGAGGUUGAAUGCAAGUCACACCAGCACGACAAGGAUACUCGACGGUGUAAUCCGAAAAAAUACGAAUCGUUCCUGCAAACUCGACCUGAUGAGAUGGAAGCGGAUGCGAUUGAGCUCGUAGCCCGACUGUCGCAACGGUACGAUGUUCCGUGUCACAUUGUACAUCUAUCAGCUGCCCGUGCUCUGCCUUUGAUUCGAGAUGCCCGAGAAAAUGGAGCAAGGCUGACUGUGGAAACGUGUCAUCAUUAUCUUUCGAUUGCCGCCGAAGAUAUUCCGGAUGCUCACACCGAGUUCAAAUGCUGUCCUCCGAUCCGGGGGAAAAGCAACCAGGAACAGCUCUGGCAAGCUGUUUGUGAUGGAGACAUCAAUAUGGUCGUGUCGGAUCACUCGCCAAGCACACCCGGUAUGAAGCUGCUUACUUCGGGUAAAAACCGAGGGGAUUUUCUGAAAGCUUGGGGUGGAAUCUCCUCCGUUCAGUUUGGUUUACCUCUAUUCUGGACCAACUGCCAGAGAUACGGGCUGAAGAUUGCGGAUGUAGUGAAGCUACUAUGCUCGGAACCGGCCAAAAUGUGCGGCAUCGAUAAGAUUAAAGGUCGACUGGAGGUUGGCUUUGAUGGAGAUAUUUGCGUAUGGGAUCCGGAAGAUUGGUUCACAGUAACGCGGGACAUCAUUGAGUUUCAAAACAAAGCCAAUCCUUAUAUGGACCGAAAGUUACGUGGUGUGGUACACGCGAGCUUCAUCCGCGGUUCGCCGGUUUAUAGAGCGACGAAAAAGUUUGGCACUCCGACUGGGAAUAUUCUUCUGAAGAAGGUUAGUCGCAGAGGGUCAAAGGUGGUAAAGUUUGAUUGAUUUCAAGUACCACGAUGAUCACUAUCUGCUGCUCUGGUGAACGGACCUACAUUUGUACAUUUGGUAAAGGCAAGUAAAGUAUGUUGUUUGGAAGACGAAAUUUUUCCUUCUCCGUAUUUGUUUAAAUUGUUAAUGUUCUAGUUGUUUUAAAAUAUUGAUUAUAAAAAUUGUUGAAAUAUUGUCGUAGCUCUCGAAAGCUUUUCAUAUUCUGAUGUAACAAUCAACUCUUCAAAUUGUAAGUAGAAAUGCUCAGUUGGUAGUUUGGUAUUAGAGGUCAGUAUGCUGCUGUUUACUGCAUGCGAUUAAAGCAGUAGUUACGUUCCAUUUCAUUCUAUUUACCUACAUUGACACACAUCAGCAUUUAAAUUUAUAUUAGAUUUACGUUAUGAGAGUAUUUUAGGAUCCGUAGUUAUUGCGUAUA